AUGAGUCACCUUAAUGUCACGUGCUUUGUGGGUAUGAAAAAAGACAGGUCUCGUGAUCCAGUGGGCGACUGUGAGCUGAACAGUCAAGUAUGCGCUUAUUAUCCAAACCGACUUGCUAUCUCCAGCAGCCCGGAAGGCGUAUCUGAUUCGGCCGCCAAUGCUGCAGCUACCAUCGCGGCUGCAGCGCUGGUUUCCAGACAGCAGCAACAGCAACAGCAACAACAGCAGCAAUACCUCUCACAACACCUUCUCGGUCCCGGCCCAGCCAUUGUAUCAUUGGCCUACGCAUCCCAGGAACUUAUCGUCUGUGAGAGUUCCUUGGUGAAAGUCUGGACGGCGGGAACGUGUUUUCUCCGCAGUACGACUGCUACACGUGUUCCACAUUUGUCCGUGGACCCGUGGAGAGUGGUUGACUUCCUGCUCUCUACGCGCGCGCGAGUCUACGGUGCAGACAAUCGACGUCCGAUGAGUCACCUUAAUGUCACGUGCUUUGUGGGUAUGAAAAAAGACAGGUCUCGUGAUCCAGUGGGCGACUGUGAGCUGAACAGUCAA
Messenger RNA from Opisthorchis viverrini, 552 nucleotides. RefSeq lists its product as hypothetical. Lineage: Eukaryota; Metazoa; Platyhelminthes; Trematoda; Opisthorchiida; Opisthorchiidae. The record is from RefSeq and is a predicted model, not a curated record. The annotation marks the transcript as partial. The transcript is spliced from 4 exons.